UUGGCUCGUCACAAUAAAACAUUGCAACAGAUGCUGAAGCCAGGGUCAGAUCCCGAUGAAGGAGAUGAAGCCUUGAGGUAUUAUGCCAAUCAUACAGCACAGAUAGAGCUUUGUAACAAAAUAGUGUUUCUGGUGAGCUUUGUUGGGAACCGUGGAACUUUCACACGUGGCUACAGAGCAGUCAUCAUGGACAUGGCUUUUCUCUACCAUGUAGCGUACGUCCUGGUCUGCAUGCUGGGCCUCUGCGUGCACGAAUUCUUCUAUAGUUUCCUGCUGUUUGAUCUGGUCUACAGAGAAGAGACUUUGCUAAAUGUGAUAAAAAGUGUUACCCGGAAUGGUCGUUCCAUUAUCCUCACUGCAGUGCUGGCACUCAUCCUAGUUUAUCUCUUCUCCAUCAUUGGGUUCCUCUUCUUGAAAGAUGACUUUAUCAUGGAGGUUGACAGAUUGAAAAUCAGGACCCCUGUUGCAGGUAUUGGUGAAGUCCCCCCUACGACCCUUACAUCAAUGAUGGGAGCCUGUGCAAAAGAGAACUGUUCCACAAGCAUCCCAAUUGGUAACCCAGGUGAAGAGGAGGAGGAUGGAAUAGAAAGGACCUGUGACACCCUGCUCAUGUGCAUUGUGACUGUAUUAAACCAAGGCCUGCGAAAUGGUGGUGGUGUGGGAGACGUGCUCAGAAAGCCUUCCAAAGAUGAGCCCUUGUUUGCUGCGCGAGUUGUUUACGAUCUUCUGUUUUACUUCAUUGUCAUAAUUAUUGUUCUAAACCUAAUCUUUGGAGUCAUCAUUGAUACAUUUGCUGAUCUCAGAAGUGAAAAGCAGAAAAAGGAGGAAAUACUAAAGACAACCUGUUUCAUCUGUGGACUGGAGAGAGAUAAAUUUGAUAACAAAACCGUUUCGUUUGAGGAGCAUAUAAAGUCAGAACACAACAUGUGGCAUUAUUUGUACUUUAUAGUUCUUGUCAAAGUUAAAGAUCCUACUGAAUACACCGGCCCGGAGAGCUACGUGGCACAAAUGAUUGUGGAGAAGAAUUUGGACUGGUUCCCUCGGAUGAGAGCCAUGUCCCUGGUUAGCAAUGAAGGCGACAGUGAGCAAAAUGAAAUCAGGAACCUGCAGGAGAGGCUGGAGUCAACCAUGAGCCUCGUAAAACAGCUUUCCAGUCAGCUUGCUGAGCUCAAGGAACAGAUGACAGAACAAAGGAAGAAUAAGCAGAGGCUGGGCUUUCUUGGAUCAAACACACCCCAUGUGAAUCAUCACAUGCCACCACCCUGAUACCACGGGGAGAAGCCGUGACUAGCCUUUCAUCAGUAUUCCUGCUUUAUUAUAGAAUAAAAAACUGAGAUUGAGAGGAGCGAACAGUGCCUAUUGUUACAAAGUUAAAAACAACCAAGUGCCAAGAUGUUAAGUGGUUUAGCUCUGGGAACAAUUUGUAGCUGUUUUUCAUGGUUGAAAGGGACCACAACCUAGAACGCAAGAAAUACAAGGGAGCUCAUUUGUAUUCGUUCACGGGGCCCGACUCAGCUGCGUUUGUGCUCUGCAACUCAAUGGCUUUGCUGGUAGCUGCCAUGUGUGAUGGAGGUCGGGGCAGUGUUUGGCCAUGUCCUUAAAGCUGCCUUAAGACUUAUCCCUAAAGCACUGGGAUAACCAAGACGAGCAGAAGAAGGAGAAAUGUUUAUUAACGCACAUACGACAGC
This is a messenger RNA of Antrostomus carolinensis (chuck-will's-widow), 1688 nucleotides long. RefSeq names its product inositol 1,4,5-trisphosphate receptor type 2. The annotation marks the transcript as partial. The transcript has 9 exons. Gene Ontology annotation, biological process: transmembrane transport; calcium ion transport. Gene Ontology annotation, cellular component: membrane. The record is from RefSeq and is a predicted model, not a curated record. Lineage: Eukaryota; Metazoa; Chordata; Aves; Caprimulgiformes; Caprimulgidae. Gene Ontology annotation, molecular function: monoatomic ion channel activity.